AUUACACAUUAUAAUUUAUCAUUUUGUUGUCAUUUUACUGAAAGUGGGGUUUAAACUAUUUUGGUCUUUAAGGCUCAACAGAAAACUCAUUUGAGCUUAUGACUGGUUUGUGUAAAAAUAGAUUUCGCAUAUAUAUAUAAAGCCGUUCUUCUUUUCCGGUCAAUACUCUUCUUUAUCGAUAACAUAAAACAUAAUCAUGUCAACUUUACCACCACCAGUUCCUAUCCAUAAAUCACCUUUACCUGCAUUAAGCAAAUCCAUACACCAUAACAAUGAUAAAAAGGUGUCUUAUCUAGGUCGAAAAAGACACGGCGAGCUGCUUGCAGAUGACGGUUCAUCCAGCGAUGAAUCCGAAGCCGAUAAUUACAAUACAGAAGAACACAAAUUUUGGCAAGUCCAUUCCAGCACAACGAUUAUUUCGCCAUCCGGACACGACUAUAACACCUCUAUCCAAAUGUCCUAUGUUAGCCCAAAAAAUACAAAGAAGCAACGAAUCUCGCUUGCGAUCCAAGUCCAUAACAUCCUUGGGUCAACGUUUGAUGCCGUAGACAAGGAAAUCGAGCAAGAAUGGGAGAGUAGCAGAGUUCAAUUAAGAAAAUCUUUGAUUAUUCUUCCCAAUUUAUCAUCCAAUUAGUCAUUUUGUACAUACCCCCAUACACAUAUUACAUUGCCAUAUUAUUCAUAAAGAAACCUAAUUAUUAUUAAACCCUUCAUUUUAUUUUAUUUUA
Messenger RNA from Mucor mucedo, 728 nucleotides. RefSeq lists its product as uncharacterized. Lineage: Eukaryota; Fungi; Mucoromycota; Mucoromycetes; Mucorales; Mucoraceae. The record is from RefSeq and is a predicted model, not a curated record. The transcript has a single exon. The coding region runs from base 197 to 634 and encodes 145 amino acids.